Myzus persicae (green peach aphid) is the source of this 3133-nucleotide messenger RNA. RefSeq names its product protein argonaute-2-like. The coding region runs from base 261 to 2927 and encodes 888 amino acids. Gene Ontology annotation, molecular function: protein binding; RNA binding. The transcript is spliced from 18 exons. The record is from RefSeq and is a predicted model, not a curated record. Lineage: Eukaryota; Metazoa; Arthropoda; Insecta; Hemiptera; Aphididae.
UCUGUGUGCGUAUCUUAGCGCAGUCAGUCGUGUUUUUUUUUUAAUUUAUUCUUUUUUCCCGUCAUUCUAAUAAUCCUUUCAGAGUUGACUUUUUUAAUAACAUAGCUUAUUAGUUAUCAUCUGGAUUACGAUUUUUUGUUUUCUAGUUUUUUUUUUGUAGUAAUACACUUGUCCAGUUGAUUUUCACCACCAAUGGUGGAUGUCUGACGCAAACCCUUAAGAGUGUAAGAUCACCGUCGCUGUUAUAACCGGAAGAAGCCAUGUACCCUGUCAGACAACUCCCUGUGCCACCUGUUGAUGCCCCAGUUGUGCCACCUGGAGCAAUGGGCGUUCUUCAACCUCAGGUUCCUGGAUUGCAACUACAACUAAUGGAUGUACCAAUAUUCAACCAUCCUUACCGGCCAAACAUAGGACGAGAAGGCCGAUCAAUUGUGCUUCAUGCUAAUCAGUUUAAAGUAUCAAUGCGACGUGAUUAUUUAUAUCAUUAUGCCAUCAAUAUUCAUCCAGAUAAAUGUCCUCGAAGAGUCAAUCGUGAAAUUAUUGAAAUUAUGGUUCGUGUGUACAGUAAACUUUUUGGUAAUCUUCGUCCUGUAUUUGAUGGUCGCAAAAACUUAUAUACAAGAGAUGCAUUGCCUAUUGGAAAAGAUCAAAUCGAAUUAGAAGUUACUUUGCCCUGUGAUAGUAAAGAUAAAGUAUUCCAUGUUAAUAUCAAAUGGUUAGCUCAAGUAUCAUUACUAGCUUUGGGUGAAUCAUUAGAAGGUCACACAAAACAAAUACCAUAUGAUGCUGUUUCGGCUUUGGAUGUAGUCAUGCGACAUCUUCCAUCAAUGACUUUCACACCAGUAGGUCGGUCAUUUUAUUCUCCACCUGAAGGAUAUUAUCAUCCAUUAGGCGGUGGUCGAGAAGUUUGGUUUGGUUUUCACCAGUCACUCCGGCCAUCUAAAUGGAAAAUGAUGCUUAAUUUAGAUGUGUCAGCAACAGCUUUUUACAAAUCACAACAAGUUAUAGAACUCAUGUGUGAUUUGUUGGAUAUUAGAAAUAUUAACGAACGUCGGAAACCAUUAUUAGAUUCAGAAAGAGUUAAAUUUACAAAAGAAAUAAAAGGUCUUAAAGUAGAGAUUACACAUUGUGGAGAAAUGAGGAGGAGAUAUAGAGUUUGUAACGUAACUAGAAAAUCAGCUCAAAUGCAGUCUUUUCCAUUGCAAUUGGAAGAUGGUCUCACAGUAGAAUGCACAGUGGCUAAAUAUUUCUUAGAAAAAUACAAGAUAAAACUACGUUAUUCACAUUUACCAUGUCUUCAAGUUGGAGAUGAACAUAAACAUACAUAUCUUCCGUUGGAGGUCUGUAACAUAGUUUCGGGUCAACGAUGUACUAAAAAAUUAACCGAAUUGCAAACAUCAACCAUGAUUAAGGCAACGGCAAAAAAUGCUCCUGAUCGUGAACAAGAUAUUAAUUCCUUAAUUCAUAGAGCUAAUUUUGUAAAUGAUCCAUAUGUACAAGAAUUUGGUCUUAGCAUAUCAGACACCAUGAUGGAAGUGCGUGGUCGUGUUUUACCACCACCAAAAUUACAAUAUGGCGGACAAACUAUAGUUAAACAGGGAGGAUUAAAUGGACAACAAACCAAACAAGCCACGCCAAAUCAAGGAGUUUGGGAUAUGCGAGGCAAACAGUUCUUUACAGGCGUCGAAAUUCGUAAUUGGGCAAUAGCUAGUUUUACACCACAGAGAACCGUGCGCGAAGAGUCGUUAAAAUAUUUUACAAUUCAGCUACAAAAGAUAAGCAGAGAUGCUGGCAUGCCAAUAGUUGCUCAACCAUGUUUUUGUAAAUACGCCGUAGGGACUGACCAAGUAGAACCUAUGUUUCGUUAUUUAAAAUCAACAUUCACUAGUUUACAACUUAUAAUUGUUGUUUUACCAGGGAAAACUCCAGUAUAUGCUGAAGUCAAAAGAGUUGGAGACACUAUUCUAGGAUUGGCUACACAAUGUGUUCAAGCAAAAAAUGUAAACAAACCAUCACCUCAAACAUUGUCCAAUUUAUGUUUAAAGAUUAAUGUGAAAUUGGGUGGUAUCAAUAACAUUCUUGUACCAAGCAUCAGACCCAAAGUAUUCAAUGAGCCAGUGAUAUUUUUGGGUGCAAAUGUAAUUCACCAACCAUGUGAAAGUAAAAAACCAUCCAUUGCAGCAGUAGUAGGAUCCAUGGAUGGACAUCCCAGUCGUUAUGCUGCUACUGUAAGACUCCAACUAUGUAGACAAGAAAUCAUUCAAGAACUUAGUUCUAUGGUCAAGGAACUCCUGUUUAUGUUUUAUAAGAGUACUGGAGGUUUUAAACCUCAUAGAAUUAUAUUAUACCGUGACGGAGUAUCAGAAGGACAGCUGUUUCACGUCUUUCAAAAUGAACUUACAAGUAUUCGAGAGGCAUGUAUAAUGUUAGAAGGUGAUUACAAACCAGGAAUUACUUUUAUUACAGUUCAAAAACGUCAUCAUACCAGAUUGUUCAGUGCUGAUAAAAGGGAACAAAUGGGAAAAUCUGGAAAUGUUCCAGCUGGUACAACAGUUGAUUUAGGAAUAACACAUCCUACAGAAUUUGAUUUUUUCUUAUGUAGUCAUCAAGGAAUUCAGGGAACAAGUCGGCCAAGUCAUUAUCAUGUUCUAUGGGAUGACAACAAUUUUGAGUCCGAUGAAUUGCAGUGCUUAACAUACCAACUGUGUCACACUUAUGCCAGAUGCACUCGUUCAGUAUCUAUACCUGCACCGGUCUAUUAUGCUCACUUAGUUGCAUAUAGGGCUAGAUUUCACAUAGUUGACAAAGAACAUGACAGUGGUGAAGGAUCACAAACAUCUAGUAGCAGUGACAAUGGAAUACCAGCUUCAAUGUUGCAAACUAUCAAAGUGCAUGCCAAUGCAAAUAAAGUUAUGUACUUUGCUUAAAAUACCAAAAUUGAGCAUCGUGCAACACAGAAUUUAAUAUUAGGUAUAUAUUAUAAUACGACAACUUUGCAAAAUACUUACAAAAUUCUAUUGUGAUUAAUAAUAGCAAUUUUAUUUUAUUUUUUUUAUUUUACACAUUCAUAUUGUACCUAAAGUAUAUUAUUUUGUCUUAUUAAAAUACAAAAACUUUUUCUUUUGUGAUUAAG